This is a messenger RNA of Daldinia childiae, 792 nucleotides long. RefSeq lists its product as uncharacterized. Bases 1 to 792 code for a protein of 263 amino acids. The transcript has a single exon. NCBI's taxonomy places the organism in Eukaryota, Fungi, Ascomycota, Sordariomycetes, Xylariales, Hypoxylaceae. The record is from RefSeq and is a predicted model, not a curated record.
AUGCGCCGCAUAUUCGCGUUCUUGCUAUCCGUAUGGACGGCAUCGCGCGUCGCCGCGCAGGACGGCAGCAGCAGUGGCGCCGUCUGGGCGACGCCUCAUGACAGUUAUUCCUCCUCGGUCGGAGUGCUGGGGUGCAAAGUAAACACCAAUCGCAUAGCCUAUUGGCCAGGCGCAGUCGACUGCGACAACAUCUGCAUCUCGCUGAGCUACGAGGACCGGUCUGUGAAGCUGCUGCGCGUGGAUCGGUCUCAGGGCGCGCAUGAUAUUAGCUACGAUGCCUGGAAUUAUCUCUACACCGGCUUCUCGGCGACCGAGAAGCCCACGGCUGGCGGCGCCGUCGCUAUGAACUUCGCAGAUGUGGAUGCUUCGGAGUGCGCGGAUCUGAUCCACACCGACGGAGGCAAGCUCCCUCUUAGCGCCGCGAAUAGCAUGAAUUUCUUGGCUAGUUGUCUCGCGCGUCCCGAUAGCUGGGUUGCGAAGAAUUAUCUUCUAUUUAAUAUUCUUGACUCCACGUGCGCUUGGGGCCACGACGAGGUGUGCACGUUGGAUUGGCCGGCUGCUAAUCAGGCAAGCUGCCCGAGUACGCUUGGAGACCCUGCUACUUUAACGUCAGCUCCGGUCUAUAAUAUCAGAUAUCCUUCAGGACAAACUGUUGUAGCCUCGUCAGGACAAGUUGUCGAUCCCCAAAAUGAUAGUAAUGGGUGUGUUGGAAUGUCACCCAACUUAUUUGUUUUAUUUCUGGUAGGAGUGGCUUCAAAUUGGGUAGCUCAUGCAGGUGGUGUGCAUUUCUAG